This is a messenger RNA of Aspergillus chevalieri, 501 nucleotides long. RefSeq lists its product as uncharacterized. The coding region runs from base 1 to 501 and encodes 166 amino acids. NCBI's taxonomy places the organism in Eukaryota, Fungi, Ascomycota, Eurotiomycetes, Eurotiales, Aspergillaceae. The record is from RefSeq and is a predicted model, not a curated record. The transcript has a single exon.
AUGGGCGUUCAAAUCGCCAAAGCGAUGGGGCUUCGGGUCAUCGGCGUCGACACUGGCGAGGAAAAAGAGCGACUCUGUUCUCAACUGGGCUGUGAAGCGUUCGUCGACCACACCAAGGUCCACGAUCUACCUAAAGCUGUGCACAACAUAUCAGACGAGAGGGGUGCGCACGGUGUGAUAGUAACCGCAUCGUCAGCCGCUGCAUAUCGAGUCGCGCCUCGUAUGGUCCGUGUGGGUGGGAUUGUGGUUUGCGUGGGGAUGCCUGCCUCUGGGAUGGUAGUUGCUGGUGAUGAUCCUAUGUUUUUGAUUCUGAAUAACCUCAAGGUGGUUGGAUCUCUGACAGGAUCGCGGAAGGAUACGGCUGAUGCUCUGUCGAUGGCUGCGCGGGGGCUGUUGAAGCCGAUGUAUGAGUCGUUUAGUAUACAGCGACUUCCGCAUGCUGUAGAUCGAUUGAAACGGGGGAAGGUUCGAGGGCGGUGCGUGCUGGAUUUCAACACAUAA